Hevea brasiliensis (rubber tree) is the source of this 1243-nucleotide messenger RNA. RefSeq names its product cationic peroxidase 1. NCBI's taxonomy places the organism in Eukaryota, Viridiplantae, Streptophyta, Magnoliopsida, Malpighiales, Euphorbiaceae. Gene Ontology annotation, molecular function: peroxidase activity; heme binding. The record is from RefSeq and is a predicted model, not a curated record. The coding region runs from base 58 to 1023 and encodes 321 amino acids. Gene Ontology annotation, biological process: response to oxidative stress; hydrogen peroxide catabolic process. The transcript is spliced from 4 exons.
AUUGAGCAGAUCAACCUCAUAUUAAUUUCUUCUUUCACUAAAGAAAGGUCAUUAGAUAUGGCUUCCUUUAAUUCUUCCUCUCCAACUCUCACAACCUUUAAAUUCCUUAUAGGGGCAUUUUAUUUUCUUGUUGGAAUCUCCUCUGCUCAGUUAUCUUCUACUUUCUAUUCAACAACAUGCCCUAGUGCCCUCUCCUCCAUUAAGUCAGCUGUAAACUCUGCUGUAUCCAGUGAGGCUCGUAUGGGUGCAUCAUUGCUUCGUCUUCAUUUCCAUGACUGCUUUGUUAAUGGAUGUGAUGCAUCAGUAUUGUUGGAUGGAGCGGCAGGUGAGAAGACAGCACCCGCUAACAAUAAUUCUCUAAGGGGCUUUGAAGUUAUUGACAAGAUUAAAUCCCAAUUGGAGAGUUCAUGCCCUGGUGUGGUUUCCUGUGCAGAUAUCUUAGCCGUUGCUGCUAGAGACUCUGUUGUUGCUUUGGGUGGACCUAGUUGGACAGUUCAAUUAGGCAGAAGAGAUUCAACCACAGCAAGUUUUAGUGCUGCUUCUACCAACAUACCUUCUCCAUUUUCAGAUCUCAGUCUUCUCAUCUCUAAUUUCUCCAGCAAAGGUUUCACUACUAAAGAAAUGGUGGCUCUCUCAGGAUCUCAUACAAUUGGACAAGCAAGAUGCACAAUAUUUCGCAACAGGAUUUACAACGAAACCAACAUAGAUUCUUCAUUUGCAACAUCACUAAAAGCCAAUUGUCCUACCUCUGGAGGAGACAAUACACUCGCUCCUCUUGAUCUCACCAGUCCAAAUGCUUUUGAUAAUGCUUAUUUCAGGAAUUUGUUGAGCCAAAAGGGACUCCUGCACUCUGACCAACAACUCUUCAGUGGAGGUUCUACAGACGCUCAAGUCAGAGCUUAUAGCACCAAUCCAACAUCUUUCAGUACAGAUUUUGCCAAUGCAAUGGUGAAGAUGGGAAACCUCAGCCCACUUACAGGCACAAGUGGCCAGAUCAGGACCAACUGUAGGAAAGCCAAUUGAGUCUAUUAUACUCUGUUUUCAGGUCUUUUCAUGGCCAAUACAUAACUGUAUUCCAUAUAUGCAUUGUGUAAUAGAGACAUGUUCCGUUGUUGUUUCUUUUCUUUUUAUAAUGGAAGUUCCUGUUGUUGAUUUUCAUUUGUAUUAGUGGGAUUUACAUAUUAAAUUUUGUUUCAUGUGGAUGUAUUAUCUUCCUUAAUAAAAGUAAUGCGUUUUCUUAGUA